UCACCUCUCCGUGAAGUGGUACAGUCCCGUUAGACGCAGUCAGAGUCCCGGGUUUGCAGCGGCUGCAGUUUCUUAGCGGACAUGACUAACAUGCGGAUAAAGUGCACUUUACCAUAGAAAACGGACAACAUAAUGAACUUUUACCGCCUGGCUAUUUUGCUGGGAGCAUCAGAGGCACUACUUGGAUGGCGAAAGCUGUUUCUGAUACUCACAGUGAUUCCCUGCUGCUUGAGUAUCAAGGUGUCCAUCCCAAAGCAGGAAUAUGAGGUAGCAAGGGGAGGCGAUAUUACGAUGACUUGUAACUUUGAACCAGCCCAACCCAUCUCAAAAUCUUUUGUUCUCACAUGGGAAGCUUACCCCGACGUUCUUGGUGAACCGCUGAGAACACUGGCCACCUAUUUCUUGAACAACGAGCCCGACUAUGGACCUGGAUACGAAGGUAGAGCACAACUGGAGGUUGACAUUAACAGGAAAGUGAGCACGCUGACUUUAAAAAAGGUGACCAUUGGGGACAGCCGCCAUUACCAGUGCGGUGUCUUGAUACCCAAUGAUGACCAGGGAACGCUAUCUGCAACCACUUCCCUUUUGGUCCUGGUUCCUCCCUCUACACCGAACUGUACGCUUCAGGGAAGUCCAGAGUACUUUCACAACAUCACACUUACAUGCCGGUCUGAGGAGGGAUCUCCAGACCCCGUCUAUGAAUGGAAGAGCUACAGCGUGGAAAACAUUUCCAGACCCUUUCCACCCAAAACAAUUAUCAAGGGCGGAGAGCUGUCUCUCUUCCACAUCUCAAGAGAGACAUCUGGGUACUACAUUUGUACAGCAACAAAUCGAAUCGGUUCUGCCAGUUACAGUUAUACCCUAGCUGUGACCCCAGGCAGCAUGAUGAACAUCUCAUCCACUACAAUUAUAGUUAUUGUGGUAGUUGCAGCAGUUGUCCUUCUGGGAAUUGUGAUCUUCUGUUGUUACCGCAGAAAGGCCAAACAUCCCAAAAAAUAAGUUCUAUGUGUCUUAGAAACUUGUGUCUCUGUGAACCGUCAUCAACGUUUAUUGGUGUAUUGAUUGGUAAUAUAUGAGUCACCCAACCAACGAUACAUGUUGUCUCUCAGCCCCUCUGAAGAAAUGGAGGAUUAUAACAAAUACGGUCCUGAAGCUGGAAAGGAGUACCAGGAUGACGAGUCGAUUCCUGAGAAAAAGCAGGUCAACCUAAACACACUUUGCACUUUGCAGUCAGGGAUUUGAUUAUUGUUUCAAAGCAUUGUUUGUCUCUCUUUGUUGUGAGAAUAUGCCAAAAGAAGUGUCUGAUCUUUAUUUUUUUCAGAAGACCAAACGCUUAGUCAAGAAAUUAAUCAACAGAUUAAAAAAUGUAUGUUAAGUGAGACUUUAUUCUGAAUUAAUUUUUCACCGUAUUUUCUGGGGUUUUUUUUAGUUUUUUUUGUUUUGUUUUGUUUUUUCAUUUUUUCAGUAUUCUACUAAACGUCAUUCAUUGAAUGUAAGAAGUGCAGUUCUAUAUUUGGCAAAAUAAAAUCGAAGUUUCUAAAGAA
Mugil cephalus (flathead mullet) is the source of this 1544-nucleotide messenger RNA. Its product is annotated as cell surface A33 antigen-like. NCBI's taxonomy places the organism in Eukaryota, Metazoa, Chordata, Actinopteri, Mugiliformes, Mugilidae. The transcript is spliced from 7 exons. Bases 133 to 999 code for a protein of 288 amino acids. The record is from RefSeq and is a predicted model, not a curated record. Gene Ontology annotation, cellular component: plasma membrane.